AUGGCCUCUCAGCUCCCCCCCUACAAGCAGGACUUCCUCAAGGCCGCCAUCUCGGGCGGCGUCCUUAAGUUCGGCUCCUUCGAGCUCAAGUCGAAGCGCAUCUCGCCCUACUUCUUCAACGCCGGCGACUUUUACCGCGCCGACCUCCUCCGCGCCAUUUCCGUGGCCUACGCCCACACCGUCAUCGACGCCCGCAAGACCGCCGGCCUCGAGUUCGACAUCGUCUUCGGCCCCGCCUACAAGGGCAUCCCCCUCGCGACCUCCACCACCGACAAGCUCGCCGAGCUCGACCCCGAGCACUACGCGCAGACCUGCUACUCCUUUGACCGCAAGGAGGCCAAGGACCACGGCGAGGGCGGCAACAUUGUCGGCGCGCCUCUCAAGGGCAAGAAGGUCCUGAUCGUCGACGACGUCAUCACCGCCGGCACCGCCAAGCGCGAGGCCAUUGCCAAGAUCCGCAAGGAGGGCGGCGAGGUCGUCGGAAUCGUCGUCGCGCUCGACCGCAUGGAGAAGCUGCCCGCCGCCGACGGCGACGACAGCAACCCCGGCCCCAGCGCCAUGGGCGAGAUCAAGAGGGAGUAUGGCAUCCCCAUCUUCGCCAUCCUCACCCUCGACGACAUCAUUGAGGGUGCCAAGAGCUUCGCGUCCGCCGAGGACAUUAAGCGUACGGAGGAGUACCGCGCCAAGUACAAGGCGACCGACUAA
Molecule: messenger RNA, 705 nt
Organism: Colletotrichum aenigma
Lineage: Eukaryota; Fungi; Ascomycota; Sordariomycetes; Glomerellales; Glomerellaceae
Gene: PYR1
Product: Orotate phosphoribosyltransferase
Exons: 1
Coding region: 1-705 (234 amino acids)
Biological process (GO): pyrimidine ribonucleoside biosynthetic process; 'de novo' pyrimidine nucleobase biosynthetic process; pyrimidine nucleotide biosynthetic process
Cellular component (GO): cytoplasm
Molecular function (GO): orotate phosphoribosyltransferase activity
Source: RefSeq, a predicted model, not a curated record